UCCACAAAAAACGAAAAAGAAAGAGAACUAUUAAAAUUCAUUGAUAAAAUUCAUUAUUUAUUAAUAUUACGUAUGCUAGUAAAGUCAUCCUCUUCGAUCAUUCAUCAUUUCCCCGCUUCUCCCAUUUCUCUCUCCCCGAAACCCUAGAAAUUAAUCCUCCGAAUAACAGAAUAAGAAAAGAACCCCCAAAUUUUCUCAGCCAAACCCUCCCUUUUCCCGAGAAAUUCCUUUUCAAUUUUAAAGCCCCAGUUUCAGGUUAAGGAACUUGGAAUUUUCUUGGUCGGGGUUAUGGGAAGGGUUGUACGGGAAACAUCGAAGCCAUCCUCGUUUUCGGCCUCCUCCGUCAGCGCCACCACGACGUCGACGUCGGUGACGGAGACGGUGAACGGGUCUCACCAGUUCAAAAUCACGGGGUAUUCGCUGUCUAAAGGUUUGGGGAUCGGCAAAUACAUUGCUUCCGACACGUUCAUGGUGGGUGGAUAUUUGUGGGCGAUCUAUUUUUAUCCGGACGGGAAGAGCGCCGAAGAUAAUGCCGCCUACGUUUCGUUGUUCAUUGCUUUGGCGAGCGAGGGGACCGACGUUAGGGCGCUUUUUGAGCUCACACUUUUGGAUCAGAGCGGGAAAGAGAGGCAUAAGGUGCAUAGCCAUUUUGGGAGGACGCUUGAGAGUGGGCCCUAUACGCUUAAGUAUCGCGGCAGCAUGUGGGGAUAUAAACGAUUUUUCAAAAGAACUCUACUGGAACAAUCAGACUACCUCAAAGACAACUGCCUCUCCGUUCACUGUAGUGUUGGUGUUGUUAAGUCACAUACAGAGGGUCCUAAGAUCUACUCUAUAUCUGUUCCGCCUUCAAACAUCACUCAUCAUUUUGGGAAACUACUAGAAAGUGGAAAGGGAACGGAUGUAAGCUUUGAAGUUGAUGGGGAAGCCUUUCCUGCCCACAAGCUGGUCCUUGCUGCACGUUCACCUGUGUUUAGGGCACAACUUUUUGGUCCGAUGAAGGAUCAGAAUACAAAGCAAAUAAAAGUUGAAGAUAUGGAAGCUCCAGUUUUUAAGGCCCUACUUCACUUUAUAUACUGGGAUUCCCCACCUGACAUGCAAGAGCUCACUGGACUUAACUCAAAGUGGGCCUCUACAUUGAUGUCUCAGCACCUACUUGCAGCUGCAGAUAGGUAUGGACUAGAUAGGCUGCAAUUACUAUGCGAGGCCAAUCUUUGUAAGGAUGUUGCUAUUAACACUGUGGCAACUACAUUAGCGUUGGCUGAGCAACACCAUUGUUUCCAGCUGAAAGCUGUGUGUCUCAAGUUUGCUGCGAUGCCUGAAAAUCUAAGAGCUGUAAUGCAAACUGAUGGUUUUGAGUACUUGAAGGAAAGUUGCCCGUCUGUCUUGACUGAGCUGUUGGAGUAUGUGGCUAGAGUGAAUGAGCACUCAGUGAUUACAUGCAGACAUUGGAAUGAAGCCAUCCUCGAUGGAAGUGAUGCAAAUGGUAGGCGGGUGAAGCAACGGCUAUAGUAGCAGCAGCUAACCACAGUUUCCUUAGUUUAAAAGAAAAAAAAAAA
Molecule: messenger RNA, 1556 nt
Organism: Durio zibethinus
Lineage: Eukaryota; Viridiplantae; Streptophyta; Magnoliopsida; Malvales; Malvaceae
Product: BTB/POZ and MATH domain-containing protein 2-like
Biological process (GO): protein ubiquitination
Molecular function (GO): protein binding
Source: RefSeq, a predicted model, not a curated record